AACACCACAGCUUUACUUCUAAGCUGUAAGCUGCUGCCUCUUCAAAGAAGUCGCAGAUUCCUUCCGAGUCUAAAUUAAAAACCCUCUUUCUCUCUCACACUGUUCACAUUACGUUCGGCCUGCAUCUCCUCAUACCUCUCUCCAUCAUGGAUUCAAAAAAUAAACCCCUAAAAUCACCAGCUCAUGGAGAAGUAACCACCAUUCUCAGCAUUGAUGGCGGAGGAAUAAGAGGGCUUAUCCCUGGAACUAUCCUCUGUUUCUUAGAAUCUGAGCUUCAGAAGCUGGAUGGUGAAGAUGCAAGAAUAGCGGAUUAUUUUGAUGUGAUUGCUGGAACAAGCACAGGCGGCCUUGUAACUGCCAUGCUAACUGCUCCAAAUGAAAAAAACCGGCCUCUGUUUGCUGCCAAGGAUAUCAAGGAAUUCUACCUAAACCACUGCCCUAAAAUCUUCCCACAAAGCAGAUGUUGGCCAAUAUUUGCUGCUGCUAGAAAGUUUAUCGGAGCCCUUUCCGGACCAAAGUAUGACGGGAAGUAUCUACACAGCCUUGUUAGAGAAAAACUCGGAAGUACGAGAAUUAGCCAGACGUUGACAAAUGUUGUCAUCCCAACAUUUGAUCUCAAGAGACUACAGCCAACCAUCUUUUCUAGCUAUGAGGUAAAGAAAAGCCCAAGCUUAAAUGCACUACUUUCAGAUGUAUGCAUUGCAACCUCAGCUGCACCAACUUAUCUUCCAGCUUAUUACUUUGAAACCAAAGACCAGGAAGGGAAAGUGAGAGAGUUUCACCUUACAGAUGGGGGGGUUGCAGCUAAUAAUCCGGCCUUGCUUGCCAUUGGUGAAGUGACAAAGGCGAUCCAAAGAGAGAGUCCUGACUUCUUUCCUUUAAAACCAACGGACUAUGGACGAUUUCUGGUCAUAUCCUUAGGAACUGGAACACACAAAGACGAAGAGAAAUACAAGGCGCAUGAUGUAGCUAAGUGGGGAAUACUGGGUUGGUUAACCAACGGUGGUUCCACCCCCUUAAUUGAUGUAUUUUGUCAAGCAAGUGCAGAUAUGGUCGAUGUCCAUCUCUCUCAGGUUUUCCAAGACCUUCAUUCCGAGAAAAGUUAUCUGCGGAUUCAGGACGAUACAUUAACUGGGGUAGUAUCUUCGGUUGACGUGGCCACAACAAAGAAUUUGAAUGAUCUCGUUAAAGUUGGGGAAGAGUUGCUCAAGAAACCAGUCGCUAGGGUGAAUCUGGAGACAGGAAUCUGCGAACCUGUAGACAUUGGAACUAAUGAACAAGCUCUCAUAAGGUUUGCGAAACUUCUUUCCCAAGAGAGGCGCCUUCGCCAUUCUAGGACUUCCCGCAUUGGAGUAUAAAAAGAUUGCCUUCCCAAUUAUAUAUAGCUUUCUAGCUUUUCAGAAACAUUUCUCAUUUUCUUAAUAAUCCCAUACCCUUAUGAUCAUGGGAAAAAUCUCAUAAAACACCCCUACUUUCUCCCAGUACUGGUGACAAUGCCAUUAGUACUGUUCUUGGCAUGCAUUAAUAAUGGAUGUGGAAUAAGAGGACUAUUCCAGGCACCAUACUAAAAUUGGUUUCCUGGCCUUGUCCGAGUUACAUGUUAUAUGUAUAAACGUACGUACUUCGGGUGGCACAUAUGCCGGCCAGUUUUUUGAAUAAAAUCAUAAUGUCUUGUUCGUGUGUUAUAUAUUAAUCGACG
Messenger RNA from Juglans regia (Persian walnut), 1699 nucleotides. RefSeq names its product patatin-like protein 2. Gene Ontology annotation, biological process: lipid metabolic process. Lineage: Eukaryota; Viridiplantae; Streptophyta; Magnoliopsida; Fagales; Juglandaceae. Gene Ontology annotation, molecular function: glycerophospholipase activity; monoacylglycerol lipase activity. The record is from RefSeq and is a predicted model, not a curated record. The transcript is spliced from 7 exons. Bases 147 to 1358 code for a protein of 403 amino acids.